Messenger RNA from Perkinsus marinus ATCC 50983, 423 nucleotides. RefSeq names its product adrenodoxin-type ferredoxin, putative. Bases 1 to 423 code for a protein of 140 amino acids. Gene Ontology annotation, cellular component: mitochondrion. Gene Ontology annotation, biological process: P450-containing electron transport chain. NCBI's taxonomy places the organism in Eukaryota, Perkinsozoa, Perkinsida, Perkinsidae. Gene Ontology annotation, molecular function: 2 iron, 2 sulfur cluster binding. The record is from RefSeq and is a predicted model, not a curated record. The transcript is spliced from 4 exons.
AUGCUAUCAUCUCAUCUCCGCUUCAAACUACCAGUGGUACUCAGUGCUGUUCGUGGAGUGCCAGGGCUACGGUACUUCUCCAGCAACAAUCACGUGUUACUCAAUUUCGUCGAUAGUGAAGGCAAUGCUGUGAAGACCGUGAGCGCCCCAGUGGGACAGUCCCUCCUGGAGGUGGCCCAUGCUAACGAUAUCGACAUUGAAGCUGCUUGCGGUGGUCAGUGCGCUUGUGCCACGUGUCACAUGAUCCUCCCAGAGGACGUCUUUAAAUUAAUACCCGAGCCGGAUGAGGAGGAACUGGACAUGCUCGACUUGGCAGCAGAAGUAACCGACACGAGCCGACUCGGGUGCCAAGUUACUGUCAUUCCCGAGAUGGACAAGAUGACCAUCCGUUUGCCAUCGGAAGCAUUGAGUCAGAUGCUGUGA